This is a messenger RNA of Chenopodium quinoa (quinoa), 816 nucleotides long. RefSeq lists its product as uncharacterized. The record is from RefSeq and is a predicted model, not a curated record. The transcript has a single exon. Bases 1 to 816 code for a protein of 271 amino acids. NCBI's taxonomy places the organism in Eukaryota, Viridiplantae, Streptophyta, Magnoliopsida, Caryophyllales, Amaranthaceae.
AUGAAGCAAAUUCCCCACUAUUCCAAAUUUUUGAAAGACCUUUUGAGUGGGAGAAGGGAGUGUGAGACGGUGAGUUUGACCGCCAAUUGUAGUGCAAUUCUUUCCAACAAACUUCCUACCAAAUUGAAAGAUCUUGGUAACUUUUCCAUCCCUUGUUCUAUCAAUGGCAUUGAAUUUGAUAAAGCCUUGUGUGAUUUAGGAGCAAGUGUGAGUCUCAUGCCCUAUUCCGUCUACCAAAAGCUUAGUGUAGGAACCCUCUCCCCCACUAACAUUACUCUCCAACUAGCGGACCGUUCCGUUAAGUUCCCCAUGGGAAAAGUUGAGGACAUUCCCCUUAGGGUAGGAAAGUUCACAUUCCCCGUGGAUUUCUAUGUGCUAGAGAUGGAUGAGGAUGAGAAGAUUCCUAUAAUUUUUGGUAGACCAUUUCUAGCUACUUCUAGAGCUAUCAUCGAUGUGAAGGAGGGGAAGAUAUCCUUGAAGAUUUACAAUUAUUCUAUUGAGUUUUAUUUGAAUAAUGUCAUGCAACAACCCUCCUCAAGUGGUGAAUGCUUUAGGGUAGAUGUUCUUGAUACCGUUCUUAAUAAAUUUUCUCGCUCCCACUUGCAUGCUACUAAUGAUCCUCUAGAAAGUGUGUUGUUGAAUGAAUCAAAGAUAGGUACUCACAAAGAAGACAUACAAUUCUAUGAGGAUUUGCUUGAGGAAAGCAAGAAGGAGUGCAAGGAUGCGAGCAUGGAAGAAGAGGCUCUUACAUUCAUGACCUCUUUCAAGUUGAAGAAAGAGAAGAGAGCCCCAAUGGUAAGGGAGCACCAAAGGUAG